AUGUCGCUUUCUCUCUUUCAACUCAUCGCGCUGGUCGCGGCCCUCUCUCAGCUUCUGGUAGGCUCGGUACACGCUCACGGCUUCAUCAACUCGCCCGCCUCGCGCUCCUACAUGUGCAAGACCGGUCAGGCGAAGAAUUGCGGCGAAAUCCAGUACGAACCUCAAUCCGUCGAAGCCGCCAAGGGCCUUCCUUUCGCUCGCAGCAGCAACGGCAAGCUCUGCUCCGCCGGUCUCAGUCAGUUCUCCGAGCUCGAUCGUCAGGGCGCUAGCGUCUGGCCCAAGACCCAGGCCAGCGAUGUCCGCUCCUUCACCUGGACCUUCACCGCUCAGCACGCCACCACCGACUUCAAGUACUACAUCACCAAGCCCACCUGGAACUCGGCCACUAGCCAGGGUCUCUCGGCAAGCGAUUUCGAGUCGGAGCCCUUCCUUACGGUACCCAUGUACGGCAAGCCGCCGUCUGCCAGCAUGAGCCACGACCUCUCCAGCAAGAUGCCGUCGCGUUCGGGCUACCACGUCGUGUAUGCGGUCUGGACCGUCGACAACACGGUCAACGCCUUCUACCAGUGCAUGGAUCUCGACUUUGGGGGAGGCAACUCCCGCGACACGGCGUCCGCCGCGACUUCCACUGGCUCGUCGCCCGUCGCCUCGUCUUCGAGCUCUUCCGCCGCAUCCACGUCCACCACCAGUUCGGCUGCUGCUGCUGCUCCCAGCUCGGGCUCGUCCAACACUGUCAACAACGACACGCCCAAGGCCUCCCCCGCGCCUGCUUCUGGAUCGACGGGCAGCUCCUCGGGCAACUCUGGCAACGGCAACUCCAGCAACGGCAGCUCUGGCGGCUCGCACGCUGCCACUCCCUCGCACAAAAACCACGCUGCCAAGGGCACCGCUUGCCGCAUGAAGCGUCGUCGCGCUCCCUCUGGCUCGCUCCUCGCAGCACGCGCCAACUACCGCCGUCACGCGGCAGUCGCCCGACGCCAACAGCAGCCUUGA
Messenger RNA from Kalmanozyma brasiliensis GHG001, 993 nucleotides. RefSeq names its product Chitin-binding, domain 3. The transcript has a single exon. The record is from RefSeq and is a predicted model, not a curated record. Lineage: Eukaryota; Fungi; Basidiomycota; Ustilaginomycetes; Ustilaginales. Bases 1 to 993 code for a protein of 330 amino acids.